AUGGCGUCGCCGGAGCGGGAGGCGGUGGCGGCCGCGGCCGUCGUGGAGGACGUGCUGAGGAUGCACGGGGAAGGAUUUUCAGGAGGAGUAGGCGGUGGAGGUGAAGUGGUGGUGAUGGGGCGGAACAUUGACAUGGCCUGGCGCAAGGCUGAGGUGGCCGCAGUAAGAAGGAAUGAAGCAGCCAGUUGGUUGCGAAGGACAGUAGGGGUAGUCUGCGCGAGGGACCUUGCAGAAGACCCAUCGGAAGAGGAGUUCCGGGUUGGCCUGAGGAGUGGCAUCGUUCUUUGCAAUGCAGUCAAUAAGAUUCAGCCUGGAACCGUACCCAAGGUUGUGGAGGUCCACUCGGUUUCUACUGUCCCUGCAGAUGGUUCAGCUCUCUGUGCAUACCAGUACUUUGAAAAUGUGAGGAAUUUUCUCACAGGCCUACAAGAUUUAGGUCUCCCAACGUUUGAGGUUUCUGACCUGGAAAAGGGUGGACAAGGUGUCCGAGUUGUAGAUUGUGUUCUCGCUCUGAAAUCAUUUGCUGAAACAAAGCACCUGGGCAAACAAUCUUUAUUUAAACAUGGUGGCAUUGUAAAGCCUUCAAUGUCUGCGAAAUGCUGUGUUCGUAAGAACGAACCUUUUAUGAAGGCCAUGACGAGGAGUCAAUCAGCUGAGCUACUCCGGGAUGGUGUAUCACUGGAGCAAACAGUAGGUCUUGAUUGUUCGCUAGAACCCACCGAAACUAUUACUUCAGACUCGAUCAGAAUGCUUGUUCAAACAACUCUCUCGGAUAAAAAACCAGAAGAAAUUCCAUUGCUUGUUGAAUCACUCCUGAGCAAAGUUAUUCAUGAAUUUGAGCGUCGUAUGGCAAACCAGAAUGAUCUGGUGAAAUACAAUCCCAAUGACAGUAGCUCAUUAUCUAGAACAGAGUCAACAGACACACCACUGGAAACGGAGGCAACUUCCACCUGCGAUCAUGGGAAGAUGGACGAAGAAGACAUGCACAAAGAAGAAAAUAAUUCUGUCACUAAUCAUGUGAAGAUGGAAGAAGACAAAAAUUCUGUCACAAAUAAUGUAGAGAUAGAAGAAGACCAAAAUUCUGUUAGUACGAUGGGGGAGGUCAGUGCUUCUGUGCCAGAGAGCUGUGAUGACGUGGAAAAACGUAUACAGGCAAAGGCAGAAAUACAUUUUGAGCUACAGCAGAAACAUAUCCAGGAUUUGAAAAGAAACAUUUCUACUGUUAAGUCUGGUAUAGAGCAGUUCAAAUCGCAGUACUCUGAAGACCUUGCUAAGCUUGGAAAUCAUUUGCAUAUUAUUUCUCAUGCGGCUUCUGGGUAUCAUAAAGUUCAAGAGGAAAACCGCAAGCUGUACAACCAAAUACAAGAUCUUAGAGGGAAUAUAAGAGUGUACUGUCGAGUGAGACCUUUCCACCCUGGAAAGGAAAGUGCCUCGAGCAGUGUUGCUGGUAUAGAAGAUAGAACUAUCACUGUCAUGACUGCAGCGAAACAUGCAAAAGAUGCGCGGAAAUCUUUUACUUUCAAUAGGGUCUUUGGACCCUUAGCCACACAAGCGGAGGUCUUUGCAGACAUGCAGCCUUUAAUCCGUUCUGUUCUUGAUGGCUACAACGUGUGUAUAUUUGCUUAUGGACAAACUGGGUCAGGGAAGACCUUUACAAUGAGUGGUCCAAAAAUAUUGACAGAAGAAGGGCUCGGUGUCAACUAUAGGGCUUUAAAUGAUCUGUUCCAUAUUCAAGCACAGAGGAAGGAUACAUUUUCUUAUGAAAUUUCUGUGCAGAUGCUUGAGAUCUACAAUGAACAAGUGAGAGAUCUGCUUCAUAGCGGUCCAAACAAGAAAUUAGAAAUUCGCAAUAGCUCGCAGAAAGGUAUUGCAGUUCCAGAUGCAAACAUAGUCCCGGUCACAUCGACCUCCGAUGUGGUUGAUUUGAUGAAUCUUGGUCAAAAGAACCGUGCAGUUUGCUCAACAGCCAUGAAUGACAGAAGUAGCCGCUCUCAUAGUUGUCUAACAGUCCAUGUUCAAGGGCGAGAUCUUGCAUCAGGCACAAUCCUAAGAGGCUGCAUGCAUCUUGUGGAUUUAGCUGGCAGCGAAAGAGUUGAUAAAUCUGAGGUUGUAGGAGACAGACUGAAGGAGGCACAACACAUAAACAAGUCACUGGCAGCACUAGGAGACGUCAUCGCGUCCCUCGCCCAAAAAAAUGCCCAUGUUCCUUACCGAAAUAGCAAACUUACUCAGUUACUGCAGGACUCUCUUGGAGGACAAGCAAAAACAUUGAUGUUUAUUCACAUAGCCCCUGAGCCGGACGCCAUUGGGGAAUCAAUAAGCACUUUGAAGUUUGCGGAGAGAGUUGCCACUGUUGAGCUUGGAGCAGCCAAGACAAACAAGGAAGGAGGAGAAGUCAAAGAGCUCAAAGAACAGAUUGCUUGCCUCAAGGCAGCUUUGGCUAGCAAAGAUGGAGAAAAUGAGAACAUACGCAGUUCGCAUUCGAGCCCAGACAUACUAAGAGACAUUAAAAUCGGGCAUACAUCCCCUGCAUCCGGGUACCCAAUGGAAGAAGUUGGAUGUGUGGAGACCCAAAGCAAUUGCACUCCAAGGCAGACCAAGCCAAGCUUUGAAUUAUCAGAUGUUCAUGUAGAGAGUGAUCCAUCUUUGUGGAUCGAUGCUUGCAAUGGCGACAAUACCCACUUGAGGAGCAGUAAUUCCUUGCCAGAGUUGGGACCUGAUGCUACACAUGACUUUGCCUUGUAUCAACGAAGCAGUCCCGAACAACAAUGUAGUUGGGCUGGGUCUGUCGCGACGGAGGAUUCAGAUGACUGUGAGGUUGCAACUACUUGCUCAUCGGAACAAGAUUCGGUGCGGCCAGCCAGCGCCCCAAAAGCUUCAGCUUUCGCCAAUGGGUCCAGCUCAGCUGCAAAGAAGGCCCAGACCAAGAGUGUAAAAAGUACAGACAUCAGAGGGACAAAUCCUGCAAAAAAGAUAUCUCCAUCACUGAAAAAAGCGAAUGGAGCUGCUCAUGUUCCAAUCAAGAAUGGUAAACAAUCAGCCUUAGGCGGGGUUGAUGGAAGGAAGACCCCAAAUGGUAAAGUGAGCACCAAGAAGUAAGCAAAUCAUGUGGAGCUGGAUUUUGUUGUGACCCAUCCUUACCAGGGCCAGAGAUAGCUAGAUAAAUAUGUUGAGCCCCCUGAAGGGUACUGGGCAGCCAAAUAUUCUGACCCUCUUGAAAGGGUUCUUGAAUUUUGAGUGAUGUAGAUUGAUUAGUCAUUUGUUCAUUCAUUCAAGCCAUUAUAGUGCAAAUAGAAAAGGAUCCAAGAAAAACCAUGGGGUCGAGGAAAAUGGUCAGCAAUGAGGACUUGCUUUGGAUA
Molecule: messenger RNA, 3359 nt
Organism: Lolium rigidum
Lineage: Eukaryota; Viridiplantae; Streptophyta; Magnoliopsida; Poales; Poaceae
Product: kinesin-like protein KIN-14P
Exons: 19
Coding region: 1-3099 (1032 amino acids)
Biological process (GO): microtubule-based movement
Molecular function (GO): microtubule motor activity; ATP binding; microtubule binding
Source: RefSeq, a predicted model, not a curated record